Molecule: messenger RNA, 5025 nt
Organism: Varanus komodoensis (Komodo dragon)
Lineage: Eukaryota; Metazoa; Chordata; Lepidosauria; Squamata; Varanidae
Gene: PARG
Product: poly(ADP-ribose) glycohydrolase
Exons: 18
Coding region: 280-3267 (995 amino acids)
Biological process (GO): nucleotide-sugar metabolic process; ATP generation from poly-ADP-D-ribose; regulation of DNA repair
Cellular component (GO): cytoplasm; nucleus
Molecular function (GO): poly(ADP-ribose) glycohydrolase activity
Source: RefSeq, a predicted model, not a curated record
CCGCCUUCGCACGGGCCCCCCUCGGCAGCAUCGUUCUGCGGGGCCGGCCCUUGCCGCCCCCUCGGGAGCUCCCGCAAGGGCCCUGGGCCGGGCUGGUUCUCUCUCGCAGGAGAAUGUGGAGGGGAAGCUCGUCGGCCCCCCUUUCUGCCCGGGGGGCCCCGUCGGCGGGGCCCGCUUUCCGCCGGGGCUGACCCCGGCCCCGGUGGGCCUGCUUCACACCCUCGCACCGGGCGGGGUGGCGAGGCGAGCCGGGGCGGCGCGGCGCGGCGGCUCUCCAGCAUGAGUGCGGGCUCCGAGUGUGAAACCCCCCGGAAAAGAAUUCGGCUGGGCCCCUUCUUUGCUUCCUCGGCAACGACCGCCGCCAUCCACAGCAGCCGCGCGGAGGAAGGACCGGCCCCUUCCCUGAGGAGAAAAGCGACCCUGCCACCGGGCAAGCCCCCUCUUCCUCCUCCGUCGGCCAAGGGGGAGCAAGGGCCCCGCAGCAGCAGCAGCACCCCCAAAGGCAUCCCUGUAGUCACGGUGGGGAACAAAGUUUACAAACAAAGGAGGAUUACCUCUUGGAUGGAUAAUAAAGGGCCCAAAACAUUGGAGUCAAAAAGCUUACAAAACAAAACUAGCAGCACAGAAGCAGGACUCAGAAUGGCAUUUGUUAAGAAAGAUAACGUUUUUGAAAAUGAUAUGAAAAAGGUUGAGGAUGUUCUUGAGCAGGGCUGUUCAAGAUUAUCUAUGGAAAUGAGUCCCAAACAUGUGGCCUUACCUCAGACUGGUCCCCUACAUAAAUGGGAAGCUGAAGGGACAUGUAGAGGGCAGCUUUCAGAAGCUGAGUCUAUGAAAGUAACACAGACUUUAGACCAGUUGAAAAAUGCUAAUGUUAAUUCAAUGCACAAAACGGGCAGUCAGCCUCAUCGGGGCUGCAACGAAAACAGAGAAUACUGUACUCAUAGCCAGCUUACAUCAGGCAGCCCUGUGAAGGUGGCUCUUAUAAAACAACCCUCAAAAGAGUUCAAUCCAGAAAGACAAGUGACUUCACAAAAUCCCCACUCAUUUAAGAACUGGAAUUCUGAGCGUGCAGCCUGUAUAAACGCCGGGCUAGAUGAAGUGGAUGUGGUGCCAGAGAGUCCACUCUCAGAUGCAGGCUGUGAUGCUUGUUCAUCUGAUUUGUAUGGUUCUCAGGACAGAGAUCAAGCAUGGUUGGGGGAUUCACCAUCUUUUGAGAAAGAAAGUGAACCAGAGUCACCCAUGGAUGUAGAUAAUUCCAAAAAUAGCUGUCAGGGCUCAGAGGCUGAUGAAGAAACCAGUCCACUUCUUGAGGAUCGAGAAGAAGUUGACAUGUCCAAACCACCAAGCAAAUCUUCACGGGUUCGAAGGGCAGAUUCUGAUUUGGAUUCAAGAAAAUCACAGUUUCCUUCCCGGAGAAGUGAAGGUGCUCGAUUUAGCCUCCACUUGGAAGGGGUGGAUAAUCCAUUGAAAGAGGGUGAAACACACACUGAGUCAUCUGGGAACUUGCCUCUGUCAUCAGAAUGCAAAAGUGUCAAACACUGUGGGAGAAAGGACUCUAAAAUUACUGCCCAUUUCAUGAGGGUUCCCAGGACAGAAGACAGAAGGAAUGAGCAAAGUGAACUAAAGCUGCAUCGACCUGGAAGGAAGACUCUCAAAUAUACCCCUCCUCCACUUCCAACUAAUAAAAAAUGGUUUGGGACACCCAUUGAAGAGAUGAGAAGAAUGCCGAUCUGUGGGACACGUCUCCCUCAUUUGAGACCUUCGGCCAAUCAUACAGUGACAAUCAGAGUAGAUCUUCUGAAGGAAGGAGAAGUGCCUAAACCUUUCCCAACACAUUUCAAGGAUUUAUGGGACAAUAGACAUGUUAAAAUGCCUUGUUCAGAACAAAAUUUAUAUCCCAUAGAAGAUGAGAAUGGUGAUCGGACUGCUGGAAGCCGAUGGGAAUUGAUUCAGACUUCACUGCUUAAGAAAUUUACCAGCUCCCGUGAUUUGAAGGAGGCUAUCCUCAGAUAUAACAUUGCAUAUGCCAAGAAAUGGGACUUCACAGCUCUAACUGACUUCUGUGAUAAGGUGCUUGAAGAUGCAGAAGCUCAGCAUCUGUUUCAGUCCAUUUUGCCCGAUAUGGUGAAACUUGCGCUCUGUCUGCCAAGCAUCUGCACCCAGCCAAUACCUCUCCUGAAACAAAAAAUGAACCACUCCAUCACAAUGUCACAGGAGCAGACUGCUAGUUUACUAGCAAAUGCCUUCUUCUGCACUUUUCCUCGGCGAAAUGCCAAGAUGAAAUCAGAAUAUUCAAGUUAUCCAGAUAUUAAUUUCAACAGGCUGUUUGAAGGCCGUUCACCAAGGAAGCCUGAGAAACUGAAAACCCUUUUCUGCUACUUCAGAAGAGUCACAGAGAAAAAACCCACUGGAUUGGUAACAUUUACAAGACAGUGUCUGCAGGAAUUUCCUGAUUGGGAAAGAAGUCAGAGAAAAGUGUCCAGGCUGCAUGUCACGUAUGAAGGUACUAUUGAGAGCAAUGGGCAUGGCAUGCUACAGGUUGAUUUUGCUAAUCGCUUUGUUGGAGGUGGUGUCACUGGAGCAGGACUGGUGCAAGAAGAAAUUCGCUUCUUAAUCAAUCCAGAACUGAUUGUAUCUCGUCUUAUUACUGAAGUCCUGGAUCACAAUGAAUGUCUAAUUAUUACAGGUACAGAGCAAUAUAGUGAAUAUACUGGCUAUGCAGAAACGUAUCGGUGGGCCAGGAGCCAUGAAGAUGAAACACCCAGGGAUGAAUGGCAGAGGCGCUGCACAGAAAUUGUGGCCAUUGAUGCAUUUCAUUUCAGACGUUUCCUUGAUCAGUUUGCUCCUGAGAAAAUUAGAAGAGAGCUCAACAAGGCUUACUGUGGCUUCGCUCGGCCCGGUGUUCCACCACAUCACCUUUCAGCAGUAGCUACAGGAAACUGGGGAUGCGGUGCUUUUGGAGGUGAUGCAAGAUUGAAAGCCUUGAUACAGAUCUUGGCCGCGGCGGAGGCUGGACGAGAUAUUGUUUAUUUCACCUUUGGAGAUGCUGAACUAAUGAGAGACAUUUACAGUAUGCACACUUUCCUAAUUGAGAAAGGACAAACUGUUGGGGACAUUUACAAGCUGUUGCUCAGAUACUAUAAUGAGGAAUGCAGGUGUUGCUGUACUCCAAGACCAGAAGUCAAGCUGUACCCUUUCAUUUACAAUGCAGUAGAAUCCUACGCAGAUUCCACUGAUGAUGAGAGAGGAGUAUGUUUUGAUGAGUAGAAUGAAAAUUUGCAGAGUGAAUAUCCUUCUUUUCCUUGCAGAGUAUCCAUUGACUUAUGAAAUGUAACAUAAGGUGUAGCUUAAUUUCAUAUCCAUGUAUAUAAAUCCUGCAUUUGUUUUAUGUUAUCUGAAAACCAAUCUUGAAAAGAAACAGGUUUUCUUUCCAAAGUAGAAAGUGAGCCUUCAUCAUCACAUAUAGAACAAAAUGGUUAACCCUGUCCCCCCCCCCCCACCAAAUUUAGGGCUGAGUUUUUACUCUAUAUUUGAAAAGAGCAGAUUUUUACAUAUCUACCCUUUUUCGAUUUUUAUAGAGAUAAUCACAGAAUGAGAGAGAGGUUUCCUAUAUAAAGUGUUUAGCACGCCAACAGUAUAAUUUAUUAUUCUGUUAUGGGUGGAAAGUCUGUUGGACAUAACAGUUCCAUUUCUUUUACAUUUUCGCAUAGGAUAAACCCCACUUCUGGAUCAGUUUAGGGAAAGACAGAAGGUAGACAAACAUGUCUUAGAAACAAUAAUCAAAGGAAUACCCCAGGCACAUCUCCUUUUGGAGGUUGAGAGACAAGUAUGAACAGCAGUAGAAAGAUGUAUACAAGAAUAGCCAAGAUGAUACAAGAAUAGCCAAGAUAAAUUUCAAGAGGGUAAAGGGUACUUUGAAUAUUAUUACUUAUAUUUUAAAAAUCUAUGGGCCAUAUAUUCAUAGAAUGGUUAAACAGCUUUUUUAAUGGUUUUAAAUUGCACAAGAGUGUUCGUUGCUUGAAUUUAGCUGGAAAAUUGUAUCUGUAUAUUUAAUGUACAGUCAAUAUUAUAUCUGGGUUUUUAUUAUACAAUAUAAAACCCAUAUAAAGCAUGUGUUAGUGAGUAUGGCUAAUUUGGUUUGAUAAAUACACCAAGAUUUAGGGUGUGAUUUAGGCAGGGAAAAUGUCUCAAUAAGAGGCUAGCUCUGCUGGAACAAAUGAGAAUCACACAAGGCUACACUUGUGCAUUUCCCCAGAUCCCUAUUUUUUCAGUGGAAAUUUGGAUUUUGUCCUUGUGGGAGGACAUCCUGAGAAAAGGCAGGAAAUAAAAUAUAAGCUGCAAUUUGCUUGUGGAGAACUUGCUAAAAGAUGAGAAUAGAGAUUAUUCAGCAGUGAAUACUUUGCUGUAAGCACUUCUAGAGUAGAGGGAAACCUAUAUGAAGAAAACCUCAAGCAUGAUACUGUAUUCUUUUCCAGCUUUAAAGCAAAAUAGGACAGGGUUAAUAGGUUAAUAAGAGCUGAAUGGUCCCAGCAAUCUCCUAAUUAAAGUGAAAGCUAAUCUGUCCAGGAUGCAUCAUCAAUGCCAAAAGAGAGAAUUCUGAGUCGAUUCAAUAUUCCACUUUGUCUUAAUUUCUUUCGCAGCUGCUCAGUGUCGUCUUUCUCAGAUAUGUGGUGCAAUCUUUCCUUUUCUUAUAAGAGAACUGCCCAGUGCAGCCCCCUAAAUACUGACAAGCAGAUGGGUCAGUCAUCCAUUAGGUGGAAAAUGCCAUUGCAAUCAGCUUUGCGUUAGAGUGCUUUUCUCUCGUGACCAGUCUCCAUCUAAAAUUCCUCAGUGGCACAGCAUCCUAUUAUGUUUACCCAUGAGUGUAUAUAAUAAUUUAUAUAAGGUUGAAAUAUAUCAUUAAUACUUUAAACUUGCAAGUUCUGCAUUUGUUAUAUUUUUUUGAUUGGGGCGGUGAAGAAUCAGUAUGACGUGUACUUUUUUUUUGUAAUGGAAAACAAUAAAACCAAUGAACAUUUUUCUCCA